This is a messenger RNA of Aegilops tauschii subsp. strangulata, 869 nucleotides long. RefSeq lists its product as uncharacterized. NCBI's taxonomy places the organism in Eukaryota, Viridiplantae, Streptophyta, Magnoliopsida, Poales, Poaceae. The record is from RefSeq and is a predicted model, not a curated record.
ACGGCACAGCCAGCCCGCACAAAAAGUAGCCGUUGCCUUUUCCCCCAAAUCUCUCGACCCAUAAGCAAGCACCCUUAUUACGCGCUCCCGGUUUCAAACCACCACGGAAAAGGAAACGAACCACCCCCGAAAAGGCCCGCCCCCCGUUCCAAAUCCACCGCCGCAGAGGAAGGAAGGAUCCGGAAAAGAUCUUUCGGGGCGCGGAGACAGAGGAGGGAGCGCGUGCGGGGAGAGAGCAAAAGGGGAAUGGUCGAGAUCGCCGCGGGCUUCAUGGAUAAGGUCGAGGAGCAGGCGGUGGCCGCGGCGGCGGCGGAGGAUGACGACGAGGAUGUCGCCGGGAGCGUCAACGGCGACGAGGUGGAGAUGGAGCCCGUGGAGCCCAUGCCGGAGCCCCCCGACGACGCCGGGCCCGUCUGCUGGCCCAUGCCGGACUUCUGCCCUCUCACGCUCGACGGGGCGGUGAAGGAGUCCUUCCUUGAGACCCUUCGGAAGGAGAAGGACGCGGAGGAGCUGCUCGGGGAGGCCGAGCCGGGGCCGACGCCCAGCCCGGACUCGCGGCCGUCGAGCAGCAAGCGCCAGCGCGCCGUCGCCGGGUCGCCGUCGUCCAGGAGCCCGUGCCCGUACAGCAAUCUGCUCCAGGUGUUCCAGCAGUGCAAGCAAGACGUUGCCUGAGGCCGGGAGGAGCGCAACCACAGUACAGGCCGUGAUGUCUCGGCUGCAGUUUUCCUUUCCUUGCGUACGUACAAUAAUAGUAUAUCGAUCUGUUCUUUACGACUUUGCUCUGGUGUAAGCCCCAGGAGAUAGCAGUUUUUGUUCUUGUGUACAAAUGGGAUACGAACCUCACAAAUACAGAACGCUAUUAUCAUCGA